AACAAACCGCGAAAAAGGAAAAAACAAAAAAAAAGGAACUCUGGUUACAAUUAUUGGAGAAGAAGAAAGCCGUGCCUUUUGGGGCUUUCCUGUUCUCAUACGUCACACAAAUGACCAAUCUACCCUUGUUGUGCCCAUAUAAACCAACCACGCCAGAUGCCUCUGAAAUUGAAAAAGUUCCUCAUAUCUUUGAAAAUGGCUAUAUUCUCUGCCCAAUUUGCUUCUGCAGUAGCAUUGAUAGUAGUAGCUUCGUUGUGUCUGAUUGAAGCCAAUCAAACUGGAAUCGGAAUUGAAAUUGGAAGCAGAAGGCAGAGAGAGUUCGAUUACUUCAACUUGGCCCUGCAAUGGCCUGGCACUUUCUGUCAACAUACCCGCCAUUGUUGUUCAUCCAAUGCUUGCUGCCGAGGCGCAAAUUCUCCAACCGUGUUUACAAUCCAUGGAUUGUGGCCUGACUACAAUGAUGGAACCUGGCCUGCCUGUUGCACACAGAAAAGCUUUGAUGAAAAAGAGAUCUCAACAUUGCAUGAUGCAUUAGAGAAAUAUUGGCCGUCUUUAAGUUGUGGUAGACCAUCAUCCUGCCAUGGUGGAAAAGGAUCAUUUUGGGGUCAUGAGUGGGAGAAGCAUGGGACUUGCUCCUCUCCAGUAGCUCGAGAUGAAUACAGCUACUUUUUGACAACCCUCAAUGUCUAUUUUAAGUACAAUGUCACUAAAGUCCUGAAUGAAGCAGGAUAUGUACCUUCAAAUACUGAAAAAUAUCCUCUUGGAGGCAUUGUUUCUGCUAUUCAGAAUGCUUUCCGGACAACCCCAAAGUUGCUUUGCAAAAAAGGUGCUCUGGAGGAACUUCAUCUAUGCUUCUACAAGGAUUUCAAGCCUCGGGAUUGUGCGAUUGGAUCUACCAGUCCAAAUGGCAGGCUAUAUUCAAGUAGUUCAUGUCCUGAUUACGUCAGCAUACCAGCAUAUGCAUCAAUGGGGCUUGGCAGUGGUGAAACGGAAAUUUCAAGUGCCUGAUGCUGAUGUUCUCUAAGAUCUUGGCGGGUCGACAUGUUGUACAUUACUCAAUUCAGUUUGUGUAAUUCUUGAGCAAAGUUACAAAAUUCAUAGUUGAUCUCUAUUGUUUAAAUUCAGAUCCCAAAAUUGGAAAAGAUUGCUUAGCAUUGCUCCGAUGAAUUUGUAUUCUACUUCAUAGUUUAUCUGUAUGCUACAAUGCGGUGUAAAUUCAGAACCCCAAAAUAAAUAAAAAUGGGAAAAAUUCUUUACUC
This is a messenger RNA of Prunus dulcis (almond), 1259 nucleotides long. Its product is annotated as ribonuclease 2. NCBI's taxonomy places the organism in Eukaryota, Viridiplantae, Streptophyta, Magnoliopsida, Rosales, Rosaceae. Gene Ontology annotation, biological process: RNA catabolic process. Gene Ontology annotation, molecular function: ribonuclease T2 activity; RNA binding. Gene Ontology annotation, cellular component: extracellular region. The record is from RefSeq and is a predicted model, not a curated record. Bases 157 to 1008 code for a protein of 283 amino acids. The transcript has 9 exons.